GAAAUAUUCUUUUUAUUCUUUUCUUAAUUAGUAUAAGAAAAUAUUAUAUAUAUACUUUGUAUAUAACUAUGCAAAAUAUAGCAAUCAUGCUAAAAAAGACAUAAGCAUGCAGAUGAUUCCGAACGAAUCACGAAUUCUUAGGCUUUAUGAAUUAUAUAUUUUUUUUCAUGAAUAUAUCAUGAAGAUGUGAUGUGUGAGGUAGAUGCGUCUGAGAGUUGAAUCUGUCUAGGGCGUGGUAUUGGCAGUAAUAUUCAGAAUAUGAAAAGAUGAACAUUAAAGCAUUUCAACGAAAUAAUCAUAAAAAAAAAAAAAUUCAACUUAUUACCGAAAUUGAGGGUCGACGUCUGUUCUUUAAAGAUGAGGUCAGGAGAAUUGAUUAUAUACUUGCUUGGUCAGGUAGCGAUACGGAUGAAGAUGCCAAAAUAAGAGAAUGUUUUGAGAAUAAUCUAAGGGAAGAAGGAUUGGAAUUAGAAUGCGACGUUCGGGGUGAAAUGCACUAUGUAAAAGUCCACGCAACUUGGGAAGUGUUGACAAGGUAUGCGGAAAUAAUGCAAUUAAGAUUACCUAUGAGAGAGGUUCCAGAAGAUAACAAUACUCACAAUUUUUUGGAUCGAGUUAAGAAUGACUUAUAUAAUUGGUUAAAAAAACCGUUCAGACUGAACGAAACUCUUGUACCAAUUAUACCUAAAAAGUUUACAUGCGUUUUUCAAAGGGAUAAAGAAUACUUAUUUGAAAUUCCUGCGAAGAAGGAAUUAUUUUUUUCCCAUGCGCAAAGAUCAAGAAUAGUCGAGUAUAUUCUUCGGAGAAAGCGUUACGUAUCCGAUGCUGAAGAGGAUGCAUACCAUUUCGGUAUAACUAGACUUUUAUCUAAAAAAGUCUAUUUAGCCGCAUACCCAUUACAUGAGGGCAGUUGGAAACCGUGGACAAAACCUAGUAUGAGAAAACUUCUCUACGAACAUUGGGCAUAUUGGAAAAAUUUUUACAAAGAGCAACCUCUUGAUUAUGUUCGAAUAUACUUUGGUGAAAAGAUUGCAUUAUAUUUCUGUUGGCUAGGAUUUUACACCUUUAUGUUAAUUCCUGCUUCUGUUGUUGGAAUAUUUGUCUUUGUUUACGGAGUGGCUACUGUUGAAAAUAGUGAAAUUGCAAACGAAGCUUGCAAUAGGAGUAAUAAAUUUUAUAUGUGCCCCGAUUGCACAAAACGUUGUGGAUAUUGGGAUUUAGCUGAUAAAUGUAUGGCAUUUAAAGCUGCCCAUAUGUUUGAUAACUUUGGUACAGUUCUAUUUGCAGUCUUCAUGGCCUUAUGGGGUACUAUAUUUCUUGAACUAUGGAAACGCCGACAAGCCGAGAUACAAUAUAAAUGGAACUUAAUGAGUUUAAUUAAUGAAGAAGAACCGCCAAGACCAGAAUAUGUUGAAAGAGUUCAAUCUAGAAGAACCACAAAAUAUAAUUCUAUCACUGGCACUAGAGAACCUUAUAUACCCUUUAGAAAUCGUUUGCCAGUGUAUGCUUGUUCUGCUUCUUUAAUGAUGUUUAUGAUUUUGGUUGCAAUUUGUGCCAUUGUUGCUAUUAUUGUUUACAGAACUUCUAUUAUGACAAAACUAUUGUUAGAGGAUCACUAUUUCUUUUUCUAUAAAUAUGCUACUAUUAUUGCAUCUAUAACAGCAGCCACCCUGAAUUUGAUAGUCAUAUUUCUACUGAAAUUUGUAUAUGAAAAAGCUGCUGUUUGGCUAACUGAUUGGGAAUGCUUCAGAACUCAAAGUGAAUUCGAGACUAGUCUAAUAUUGAAAUUAUAUGUUCUACAAUUUGUCAAUUACUAUUCUGCUUUAUUCUACAUAGCAUUCUUUAAAGGACGAUUUGCUGGAAGACCAGGGGAUUAUAAUUAUAUUUUAGGAGCAAGACAAGAGGAAUGUGAUGCUACUGGAUGUUUAAUUGAACUUUGUAUUCAAUUAGGCGUUGUUUUCAUCGGAAAGCAACUUUUAUAUAAUGUUGUUGAAAUUUUAUUACCUCGGGCCAAUAAACUCUUUCGGACAUGCUAUAUGAAAUUCUCCGAACAACAAACCUUAACAGACGAAGAGAGGCGUAAUAGGAAACCUUGGGAGAAAGAUUUUGUCUUAGAACCUUUUGGAACUUUUGGACUAUUCAAUGAAUAUAUGGAAAUAUUGAUACAAUUUGGAUUCGUUACACUUUUUGUGGCUGCAUUUCCACUGGCUCCCCUCUUUGCUUUAAUUAAUAAUGUUAUCGAGAUCCGAUCCGAUGCGAACAAAUUUGUAACAGUUAUCAGAAGACCUAAAGCAGCACAAUCGAAGGAUAUAGGAAUGUGGUAUAAUGUAUUAUAUAUUAUAUCAAGGAUAUCUUGCGUUACUAACGCUUUUAUUAUUGCUUUUACAUCUGGAUUUAUCGAUAGAUUGGUCUAUUCAAUUGCUGUUAGCAAAGAUGGAACGUUAAAAGGUUUUAUCAAUCAUACGUUGGCUCAUUUUGACGUAUCCAAUUUUACUGAAGAAGAUAGACCAUCGAAUAAUAAUUCACAAUUUAAAAAUAUUACCUGGUGCAGAUAUAAAGCAUAUAGACAAGCACCUUGGUCCAGUUCUCCUUAUAGUUAUUCUCUUUCCUAUUGGCAUGUUCUAGCCGCUCAAUUCGUGUUUAUUGUAAUAUUUGAGAAUAUGGCGGUACUUAUUACAAGUUUAAUAGCUUACUUCAUCCCCGAUAUGCCGUCCAGGGUUAAAGACAUGUAUAGGAGGGAAGCUUUCCUAUAUAAUGAUAUUGUUAUGAAAACUGAAUUGGCUAUUGCUAAAGGAGAUAUCGCACCUUUAACUGACGAUAUGAUACAAGGUAUCAGGAGAAGGACAACAAUCAUGUCUAAAUUUCUUCCUUCAAGGAGUUUAGAUGAAACUGGUAGAUUGAGUGCUACGGAUAGUGAUAAAGAUGUUACUUAUACGCCGUUGCGAAAGAAGAAACACAAGUUUGAAAAGCAGAUGUCGGAAAGUGUUCAAGUUCAAGUGACAUCCACAGAUAAUGAUACUACAGUAAAGGCCUAG
This is a messenger RNA of Dimorphilus gyrociliatus, 3035 nucleotides long. The record is from the annotation of a GenBank genome assembly. NCBI's taxonomy places the organism in Eukaryota, Metazoa, Annelida, Polychaeta, Dinophilidae.